UAUACAAUGCGCGCCAAUCUCCAUGGCUCUUGAUAAGAAUCUCUCGCAUGAGUUGUCAUGCGAUCAUUGAACGCAAUGCAUCAAUAUGAAUUAUGGCUGUGUCUAUUGGUCAUAUCGUGGCUGCCUGGAUAUAUAGCACAAUCCUCAUAUGUGCUGCCUGAUGAACUGAGCACCGAUCUCGAUGGCUAUCAAGCGGUCUUAAGACGCACAGCAAAUCGUGAAGAUAAGUUGCAAAUCUUUCAGACCCUUUGGGGUGCCAUACGCAAUGAUUUCGCCAAGGAUACGAAUAAGGUUAAGAGCCUCUACGAACAAUUGAGCCAUUUCAUAACCAAGGAGAUGCCCUGCAGCAGUGGCCAACAUUCCCGAGCCAUCUGUGAACUUCAGCAGGAAGUGCGGCGGCAUUUGCGCACCUUGAUGGCUCAACAUUUGAGCAAUUUGCUAAAUGCCAAGGAGCCAAUAGGCUCGUAUGGCAUGGAUAUGGCAGCCAGUGUGGAACCGCGUCUAAUACGGGAUAUACUCCAUCUAAUGAUCGUUGACAUAUACUUCCAUCGGCCGCUGGAUCAAUUGGUCUUACAGCUCGAGGAACUGCAUGUGGCUAAUAAUGAGGUUAGCUAUCGCAUAAUGAUCGAAUCCCAAUUGACGCUCUAUUGGCAUUAUCGUCAACUUGGCGACGACAACGCUGCUUACCUCUUCAAGUUGGCCCUGCUGUUGGGUAAAAUCCAAACGAAUCAUAUGUACCAGAGCAUCGAUGCGUCGCUGCAACGACGUGUCCAGGCAGUGCAUAACAAUUUGCCACCCGUUCUGGCUAAUCUCUUUCAUAGUCAAGGUUUCUGUCUUAUCAAUCGAUUGCAUCAGGAAUAUGUGUAUACAACAAUUUCCGAUGAUUUCAAUUAUGGCUUGAAUGGACGUCAGGUCUUUACAUGGCAUGAGAAAAACUUCACCGAUUCGGCUGGAAUCAUACGAGCCUUUGCCCAAGAUCGAGAGAACGGCCGCUACGAUGGCAAUCCGGUUUUCUCAUUGCGCAGCGAACUCUUUAAAUGGUAUUUCUUCAUAGAUCCCAGUCAGGAUAAUCGUUUGGCUGCCCUACGCACUGGCCAACCGAGUUCAUCGUCCAGUUACUGGACCAUUAGCAUUGUCGAUCCGAACUAUUUGAUGCUAAAACAACGUGAUUUAUCCCUAUGCUCGGAUCGAAUGCAUGACAAUGAGCGACGCCUCAUCAAAAUGUUGCCAGGUCCACCAUCAAAUGCCUGCCAAUGGCAACCAAUUCAGUGUGUUCCUUCCACAUGAGAGGGGACACAAUUCGAUUUACAAUUUGGUUUUUUAUUUCUCCAAAAAAGUUGAAUAGAAUAUCAAUAAAAUCUAUACCUACAUCUAUA
Molecule: messenger RNA, 1376 nt
Organism: Drosophila willistoni
Lineage: Eukaryota; Metazoa; Arthropoda; Insecta; Diptera; Drosophilidae
Exons: 1
Coding region: 58-1287 (409 amino acids)
Source: RefSeq, a predicted model, not a curated record